UUUCUGUAUGUGGUCACAUUGCUCAUCUCUUUCCUGUUGAAAUUUUUGACAAAUCAACAACUUAAAAAUGGCCAAGCGCACCAAGAAGGUUGGAAUCGUUGGUAAAUAUGGUACUCGCUAUGGUGCCUCUUUGCGUAAGAUGGUCAAAAAAAUGGAAAUCACCCAGCACAGCAAAUAUACCUGCUCCUUCUGCGGCAAGGAUUCCAUGAAGCGCGCUGUUGUCGGCAUCUGGUCCUGCAAACGCUGCAAGCGCACAGUGGCCGGUGGUGCUUGGGUUUACUCAACGACAGCCGCCGCAUCCGUGCGCUCCGCUGUGCGUCGUCUGCGCGAAACAAAGGAACAGUAAACACAUGCACUGUUAGUUUAUUUUAGUUCUCUAAAAGUUUCCCAACUUCGCAAUUUUCUGUGGUUUGCGCCGCGCCGGUUACAACGUUUUGUGCUUAUUUGUAAAGCAAAAGUGAAAAAUUAAAAACGGAUUUUACUUUUAUAAGUAAGAGAAA
Scaptodrosophila lebanonensis is the source of this 500-nucleotide messenger RNA. It is a transcript of the gene RpL37A, whose product is annotated as 60S ribosomal protein L37a. Gene Ontology annotation, biological process: translation. Gene Ontology annotation, molecular function: structural constituent of ribosome. Gene Ontology annotation, cellular component: ribosome. The transcript is spliced from 3 exons. The record is from RefSeq and is a predicted model, not a curated record. NCBI's taxonomy places the organism in Eukaryota, Metazoa, Arthropoda, Insecta, Diptera, Drosophilidae. The coding region runs from base 68 to 346 and encodes 92 amino acids.